AGGUGACAAGUGGGCUGAUCGGAGGGAUGGACACGCAGCUACGCGUUCAAGAGGUCGCCGUCAGAUGCGGUGGUGGCGUGUAUGGUGCUGCGCCGUGCCACGCUUCCCCGGCCCCGGCCGUAGGAUGGUGCCAUGGUGGUGCCGUGCACGGCGGGGAUGGAGUCUCAUCCAAAAACCCCCAACCCCACCGACCUCCAUUUCUCACCCCGCCCACCUCUUCCGUCCUCCCGUUCCCGUCCCGCACACAGACUCUUUCUCUCUCCUCCCCUCUCUCGUCCUCUCUCUCUCGUCCGAUCUGCAUCUGCUUUUCUCCCCCUUGUCUGUCUCUCUCCUGUCCGUGGCGUGCGCAAAGAUUUGAUUUUUUUUUUCUCGGGGAGGAGCCGGAGUCCGAGCAGGAGUGGCGGCGGGAGGGAGGAGAUCCUGAUCUGUUGUCGCAGCGGGGAGGGGAGGACCGGAGGAGGAAGAUGGCUGCGCAGGAGCAGGAGCAGGAGCAGGAGAAGCAGCAGGCGAAGACGAGCACCACGAGCUCGCUCCCCUCCAGCAGCGAGCGCUCCUCCAGCUCCGCUCGCAACAACCUCACGGAAGGAGGGGCGGAGAGCGACGAGGAGAUACGGCGGGUGCCGGAGAUGGGCGGCGCGUCGGCGUCGGCCUCGUCGGGCGCCGGCGCGGACGAGCGUCCCAAGGGGGAGGACGGCAAGCAGGGGCAGGUGGCGGCGGGGGCGCAGCCUCCGGCGGGCGGGAAGAAGCGCGGGCGCACGGCGGGGGACAAGGAGCAGAACCGGCUGAAGCGGCUGCUGCGGAACCGCGUGUCCGCGCAGCAGGCGCGGGAGCGGAAGAAGGCGUACCUGACGGAGCUGGAGGCGAAGGCCAAGGGCCUGGAGCUCCGCAAUGCGGAGCUGGAGCAGCGGGUGUCCACGCUCCAGAACGAGAACAACACGCUCCGCCAGGUGCCCGCCUCGCCUCGCCUCCCCUCCGUCCACCACCCUCCAUUCGUUUGCUUCGCUUCGGCGAUUCGAUCUGAGCUCCAAAGCGAGCGUUCCUCUCGUUCCGACCGACUGACCCAACCCCUCCCUGGUGCCGUCGCGCAGAUUCUGAAGAACACGACGGCGCACGCGAGCAAGAGGUCCGGCGGCGGCGGCGGCGGUGGCGGCAAGGGCGGAGACGGCGGCAAGAAGCACCACCUCGCCAAGAGCUAGUGAGAAACGAGAGAGGGAGCUGGUUCGUGCCCUGCUCGCGCUCGCCUGAUCUGACCAUUGCUGGCGUGUUGCUGUUCCUGACGACGCCUUCUCUUUUUCUUCUUUUCUCCUACUGUUACCCGUGGGUUUCGUCUCUUGCCUCGCUGAUGCACUGUUUUAACUGUUAGCCAUCCCGUCUACUCACCAGUGAACACUGCUGCUAGUUAAUUUCUCGGUGGUUUAGGGUGCCGUGCCAGAACGCCGUGUAACUUCGUUCUUGUACUGUCUUGUAGUUCAGCCUUGCGGUUUGGCAAUUCGAUUCAAGAUUACUGUA
This is a messenger RNA of Zea mays, 1509 nucleotides long. NCBI's taxonomy places the organism in Eukaryota, Viridiplantae, Streptophyta, Magnoliopsida, Poales, Poaceae. The record is from RefSeq and is a predicted model, not a curated record.